AUGAAAAUUUUCUCAAAAGUUCACGAGGAAGAUGAUGAAGAUCUCUAUGAAGAUGUACAAUUUUUGAACGAAAUAGACUUCACAAGGAUCAGUGAUGAUAUCCUUACAAAUAUUGAGCUUGAUCUUGAUGAUGAAGAAUUUGGUCCUCUUCCAGGAUUUGCCAGGAGCUGCCUCAAUAAAGUCAAUGAAGUUGCUUCUUCGGCAACCAAGACUAGGGAACAAGGAAAUGUUCUCAAAAGUUUUCUCUCCACAUCCAAGCCCAUGGAGGUUGCUUCAAGUCAAGGAGAUGUGAACUCAGAUAUUCCUCCCUCUAUUUCAACUAUCUCAACAUCUGCUCCGCUUGUUUCUGAAUCAACUCAGCCCCAAACCUCUCAAUCCUAUUUAGAAAGAAGUCAAUCAGUUACGAGUCUGGAGGUACCCAUUGUGAGCAAUGCACCUCAAUUCUUCUCCAUUUUCACUGCUACUACUGCUUACACUCCACCAACACAAACUGAUGACGACCCUAGUACUAUGUUUCAGACAGGUUGCUCAUCAUCUAUCCCAUAA
Messenger RNA from Lactuca saligna, 546 nucleotides. The record is from the annotation of a GenBank genome assembly. NCBI's taxonomy places the organism in Eukaryota, Viridiplantae, Streptophyta, Magnoliopsida, Asterales, Asteraceae.